AGGAAAGAAAACGACGUUUCCAAUGAACAAAUAAUCAACAUUCCAUUAGCUUCUAACCUGGUUGUAUGGUUACCUCCCUUGUCAGGCACGGAGUCCUGCAUCCGUCUAGCAGACGCAGACGGCGACGGGUAUGAUGACGUCAUCAUUGGUCUCGCAUUCGGAAAGGACGUCACCUUCAUGUUGACCGAAAACACCAUGGACCAGUUCUGCAAGGACCAAGGUAUGGAGACUCCGUGUGCCGGUGCUGUCGUCGCUCUUCGGGGCUACGACGGGAAACUGUUGUGGCAGGCCAAGGCCUAUGCUGAAAUCUUUGAGCUCAACUGUCACUCCAUCGACGUGAACAGGGACGGCGUUAACGACUGCAUAGCGACGGGGCGUCUUGGUGACAUCAGAGCUAUCAAUAUCAGAAAUGGUGAGAUUCUCUGGGCCGGCGACGGUAACAACUUUAACCGCGGAUGGAACAUCUACCACUCAGUCGCUCUUCCAGACUUUGAUUACGAUGGUGUACCGGAAAUCGUCAUUGCGCAUGGCGGGGAUCCAACUGUGGCUGCUGAGAUCCAUACCAGACACGCUGGUUGGCUGAUGAUGUUAUCAGGGGCAACAGGGCAACCAAUCGGACGACCGCUAGAAAUGCCCGAGAACAAGGAGACCUACUGCGCACCUGUUGUACACACAUUACGAGACGGAUCCCAGUACAUCUUGUACGGGAGCGGAGGCGAGACAGUGGGAGGUUUGUUUCUGGCUAUAUCGGUCCCUGACUUCUACCGGCAUGUCCUGAAGUACCCUCGUGAUCAGCGCGUGCCCAACGUCCUGGGGGGAUACACACAGUGGGGGGCAAGGAAAGCGGGCGAUGAUGGUGUCAUUGAAAUAUUCAGGUCGCCGGACAAAGGCGUGAUGGUUCCUCCAGUGCUGAUUGACAUGACCGGCGACGGGGUCAAGGACAUUCUCAUGUCGGCCUUUGACGGCACGGUGAUUUUGUUUGACGGCGGGACGUUGGAGAAUCUGUGGAAGAUCAAGUUAGAUGGGCGAGAGUCCUACAGUACACCUGCACCUGGGCAUUUCAAUGACGAUGACGUCAUGGACUUUAUGGUUCAUUGGAGCAAGGGGGCGUGGCCCUACUACAACACAACAGAUACAAUCGUCCUUGACGGCCGUGACGGGUCCGUUCUUUGGAACAUGACCACAAACAAGUAUGACGUCAGUUCAGACUUGGUGGCUCGUACCUCGACCAGGAACAGAGACGUCUUCUUGUUCCGCACCCAGGGGCGAAGAGGCGUUGACACCCGGGGGACCGGCGCCAUACACGGGGCUACAGGGAUACAGAGAGUGAUAAACAGAAGAUCCCUUAAAGGCGACUCUCAGCUUUAUGAACAAGAAGUGCGUUCAGAUUCUCACCUGGACGGAGCUCUACUUCCGGAACAUCACUUCCGGGACAUGCGCUCUGUGGAUGAUGACUACGUUGAGUGUGAAUCUGACCAAACAGUUUACAUCACUGAAUCAUUUGCCAUGGAUAGAACAAUAAUGAAGCGCCCUCUUAAAAUCUGGGAUUUCGGUUCUCAGAAAUAUUAUUACAAACUAACAGAGAAGGACAAACAACUUGUAGAUGAGGUUAUCAAGAAAUAUGGAGAAAAUUUCACAGCGACUGAGAACGAAGUUCCCUGGUCUCGUGGUAAACGAGAUGUCAACGCGACUUCAAAUACUCCCUAUUGUGUUCUAAUCCAGCCAGACGAGAGAACCACGGGAGCGGUUGGGGACGUGGACGGCGACGGCAAACUCGACCUCAUCAUAAACGUCGUGUCUGUUGGCGUUCUUCGCGACGACUACGCCAGAUUUGUGAAGAUGAAGUUCAACGUGGAUAUCUUCAAGGUCACCUUGAAUGAUCUGAUUGACCAGGAGUUGUAUACCCCGAUUAAUGCCACACUGCAUGACAAAAUGAAGAUGUUGAAUAAUGAAAAUUCAAUAACAUCCUUGACGUUUUUGAAAAAAGCGCGUCAAACAUGGGGUGGAUACCUUGGGACGUUUGGGGACAGUAUUUUCAGAGAUGGUGACUGAGAAACUCUGGAUCGAAGUGUUCAGAAGUGACACACCAUUCCUGCAACUUGCAAUGAUCUUGAAAUAGAGAAUUGGUUCUCUGAAUGAAAAGAAGUGGAUGUUCUCUCUACAGAUGUCAGUGUGAGAUAUUACAGUAAACCAGAUAUUGACAAUUUGCAAGUUCUAUUUCUGUCCCCGUACGAAGUCAAAUAUAUGUUAUUAAACAGUGAAAUGUGCACAUAUUUUCAUAAAUAAAUCCGCUCUGAGAUCAUCACACACAUUGUUAUAUGUUUCAUCUACAUGUACAGUAUGAUCACAUCCCCAAAUUUCUUCGUUUAAGAGAUGCGAACAUGGAUUCCCCGACUACACUGCCGUUUGAACUGUGGGGCAAAUGAGAAUAUACACUUGAAAAUUGGAUUUGACCAAACGAUUACAAGAGGAUCAUUAGACAAAUAAAUUUGUGCAACAGUGCACAACAAAAAAAUAUCAUGAAGAGCCUCCACGUUUAUUAUUAUUGUCCAAGGGCGUAAGUUUCGGCCCUCGGAUGGUAGCUCAGGGUGAUGACGGAAGACAAAACUCAGGGGUGAAGUUUGGACGACAGCAGCCAUAUUUAUUGUUGAUGGUUUGGAAUAAGUCGAAAAGGUACAUGUUGAUGAUAACGUGACAGAACGCACCCCGGGACCGAGUGGCCAAUCUUCCCGGGUGGGAGAACCGUUCUGUCGCUUACCUUCUGGCUCUUCUCUAGGCUGUCCCCCUGACUGACCAUGUCAGUCGGGUUUUGUAGAGCGAGGUAUUACGUAACGUGUGGCAAGGUCAUUGUCCCCUUUUUAACAUUUUCAUCAACGACUUCAUCACCCGUAUCAAUCAGCUUUCACUUGGUGUCCAAAUCAAUGAAGAAUAUGUAAAUGUUCUUGCCUACGCAGAUGACGUCGUCCUUCUAGCCGAGAAUGAGAACAACCUGAACUUGAUGUUGGACUGUUUAAACUCGUGGUGUUUAGAGAACAAGAUGACAGUGAAUCAAGCCAAAUCCAAGGUUAUCCACUUCCGGAAUCCUGCAACUCUUAAGACAGAAUCUACUUUUCUAUGUGGGGAUAUUGAACUGGAAGUAUCAGACAGUUACACCUAUCUUGGACUCUUUCUGACUGAAUUUUUAGACUAUAGACGGAUGGGCAAGGUGGCAGCAAGUUCAGCAAGCCGAGCACUUGGACUCCUCAUAUCUAAGUACAAAGUGAUGGGAGGAAUGAGAUACCAGACGUACACUAAACUCUACGACUCUAUGGUCUGGUUUAUAGUUGAGUAUGGAGCUGCAAUCUGGGGUCAGUACAACGUGCCAGCUGUCAAUGCCUUACAUAAUCGAGCCAUGCGGUUCUAUAUGGGACUCAACAAAUACGCGCCAAAUGCAGCUCUGGUUGGUGAUAUGGGAUGGACUCCACCAUGUGUGAGACAAUGGAAAAGCGUUACGAAGUUGUAUAAACGUCUUAGUUCCAUACACACUGAACGGUCCUUAUCUAAAGUUUUUAUCUGGAGCAACACCCAAGCAGAACGUCGCAAGCGAAACUGGAACAAACGAGUACAUGAUAAGUUGAGGAGUAUGAACCUAGAACAUUUUAUCUCUCUUAGCAACAAUUUCCACACCUGUUUUAUCACAUCUGAAAUAUGUGCCAAAAUCCAGGAGAGUUUUAGAGCCAGUUGGCAAACUGAUGUACAGAGAACUCACAGCAGGAGUAGUGUGGGAGGAAACAAGUUGAGACUGUACAGACAUUUUAAGAGUGGUAUUUGUGUUGAAACAUAUAUUUUGAACUCGAUUCCCAGGAGUAAUAGAAGUGCCUUAGCCAAAUUCAGAAACGGAGUAGCCCCAAUAAACAUAGAGACUGGGCGAUACACAAAUACACCGGUGGAGGAGAGAACGUGUUUUUACUGUAAGGAUGAAGUUGAGGAUGAAAUCCAUGUUUUAUUACACUGUCCCCUUUAUAAUGAUAUACGUUCUACCCUCUUAAGUAUAUGUGUGGAUAAAUGUUGUACUUUUAAUGAUUUUACAGAUGUACAGAAAGUUAGUUUCAUCUUAGCUCAUCCGGAUGUUGUUUUUUAUUCCGCAAAAACCUGCAAACUUUUAAUACAGAAGCGGAAACAAGUUUUAUACUGUAAUCGGUAAAGGUUUUAUUUUGUGUAUAUUUUAUGAUAUUUCAAUGGUAUAUUCUCUAUGUUCUUAGUUUUGUAGUGAUAACCUUUUAUGUGUAUAUAGUUUUAUGUUUUGUGCAGUUUUAGUUCAUAUAUAGUCUCUCGUAACCCUUAAAGGGUGGCUCACUUUUUAUUGUAUUUUGUAUAGCAUAUUUUUACCCUGUACUUGUGAGGUGAGACUUAAAUAAAUUAUCUGUCUGUC
Haliotis rufescens (red abalone) is the source of this 4411-nucleotide messenger RNA. Its product is annotated as protein FAM234B-like. The transcript is spliced from 11 exons. NCBI's taxonomy places the organism in Eukaryota, Metazoa, Mollusca, Gastropoda, Lepetellida, Haliotidae. The record is from RefSeq and is a predicted model, not a curated record. The annotation marks the transcript as partial. Gene Ontology annotation, molecular function: protein binding.